AUGGAGCCACUAUUUACCGGCGUCUCAAGCAACGCCCACCAUCUCUAUACCCUCCUUUCCUGUAUCGGCUUCGCCUCGAAGGCCACUGUCCAAAUCACCCCCGAUGGCCUUCGGUUCUCUGUGGAAGAAGCCCGCGUCAUUCAAGGACUGGCUUUCCUCGACAGAGCUCUCUUCACAAGCUACACCUUCACUCAAGAGCCGCAGGAGAAUAACGAAUCCUCCGAUGAAGUUACUUAUCCAUGCUUUGUCGUUUCCCUCACAGUACUCCUCGAAACCCUCAAAAUCUUCGGUAUCAACGACCUCGCAGAGCCCAAUGGGACUCGAGAUACUAGCCUCCCUCAAACAAACCCUGCUUCCAGCGCAUUCAGCGCACCAGCAUUGCUCAUGGACCGGUCUUGCACUCUCCAAUACGCGCAGCACGGUGCUCCCCUCAGCAUCGCCAUCACCGAAGCCGGCGUAAAGACAACUUGUGAACUGGUAACCUACGAGCCCGAAGACGACCAGAGCGAUAUCCCACUACAACGUGACGCCAUAAUCAUGAAGAUUAUCAUGCGCUCUGCAUGGCUACACAAUGCAAUCGCCGAACUCGACUCUUCCAACCCGACUAUCCUCAAACUGUCUGCAUGUGCCACACGAGAACCGUACUUUGCCCUCUCUGGCGCUGGUGGUCCCUUCAGCGAAUCUACUGUGGAAUUCUCGGUCGACCAGCAUGCAGAAGGUGGUAACGAACAGGCCUCUCAGAUGCACAAGGUCCUCACAGAGGAUGGAACUUCACGACCUCGUGCGACCAGGACAAAGUUGGCUCCAACCGUCACUGAGACAUUUCUCGUUUCGCCGCCGUCUGCAAUGGGCGAGAGAAUCAGGGAAAGCUACCGCUUCGGCCUCAUUCGCAAAUCUGCGCGUGCCAUGUCUGUUGCCAAUAAAGUGAGUAUUCGUGGUGAUCGGCAGGGUGUGCUUAGUUUGCAAUUUAUGAUCGAGCUUGACGAUAAUAACCCUACUGGAAGGCCUGUUGGUGCCGGUGUCAAGGCUGCAGUGGGCCCGGUUUGCUUUGUUGAUUUUCGGUUUGUGCCGCUCUUGGACGAAGAGGAAGCUGAGAUGCAACUGCAGGCAGCAGUAGAUCGGAAGUAA
Penicillium taxi is the source of this 1128-nucleotide messenger RNA. RefSeq names its product putative DNA repair protein Rad1. Gene Ontology annotation, cellular component: checkpoint clamp complex. Gene Ontology annotation, biological process: DNA repair; DNA damage checkpoint signaling. Lineage: Eukaryota; Fungi; Ascomycota; Eurotiomycetes; Eurotiales; Aspergillaceae. The record is from RefSeq and is a predicted model, not a curated record. The transcript has a single exon. The coding region runs from base 1 to 1128 and encodes 375 amino acids.